Molecule: messenger RNA, 1830 nt
Organism: Lathyrus sativus (Indian pea)
Lineage: Eukaryota; Viridiplantae; Streptophyta; Magnoliopsida; Fabales; Fabaceae
Source: the annotation of a GenBank genome assembly
AUGCUACUUUUUGUUCCUUUGCGCAGUGCAAUUCUUUCCCUAUCAAACAAACACCAGAACUUGAAGCAAUGGAAGCAGAUUCAAUCCAUCAUCAUCACUUCCGGUCUCUACUCAUUCCAAGACGCAAUUUUCCUCACCAAACUCAUCCAAUGCGCUCCAUUCACUAUAACUCAAACUUCAUCUCUUCGCUUUCUACUCAACACCAUCCACAUUCCCAACACUCGCCUGUUCAACAAGGUCAUCACAUCUUUCUCUAUCAGCUCUCACCCGGAAACAACACUUCUCUGUUAUGCAAAAAUGCGAGAAAAGGGUGUUGAACCGGAUAAACACACGUUCCCUUUGCUUCUCAAGAUGUUUUCAAAGUCUGUUAUUGUUCAAGGCCCUUUUAUGGUUUAUGCUCAAAUUUUUAAACUUGGUUUUGAUCUUGAUCGUUUUGUUGGUAAUGCUUUGAUUUCGGCUUUUGGGUAUUCCGGGUUUAUGAAAAGUGCGUGCCGUGUGUUUGAUGAACGUCCUGAAAAGGAUAUUAUUGCUUGGACUGCAUUGAUUAAUGGGUUUGUUAAAAAUGGUCUUCCUGGUGAGGCUCUUAAGUGUUUUGUGGAGAUGAGAUUGAAUGGUGCUGUGAUUGAUGGUGUUACCGUUGCUAGUAUUCUACGUGCUGCUGCCAUGAUUGGGGAUGAUUAUUUUGGAAAGUGUGUUCAUGGGUUUUAUGUGGCAGCAGGGAGAGUCAGUCUGGAUGGUUCGGUUUAUUGUGCGCUUGUGGAUAUGUACUUGAAGUGUGGUCGAUGUGAAGAUGCCUGCAAAGUGUUUGAUGAGAUGCCUUACAGGGACGUGAUUGCCUGGACAGUGCUGGUGGCUGGAUUUGUACAAUGUAACAAGUAUCAAGAUGCACUCUCUCUCUUCCAGAGCAUGUUGUUAGAUAAUGUUAUGCCGAAUGAAUUUACACUAACUAGUGUUCUUAGUGCUUGUGCUCAUGCAGGGGCAUUGGACCAAGGAAGGUUGGUGCAUCGGUACAUAGACUGUAACAAGGUGAAACUGAAUGUAGUUCUAGGGACGGCAUUGGUAGAUAUGUAUGCAAAAUGCGGGUGCAUCGAUAAAGCAUUAAGGGUGUUUGAAAACUUGCAAGUCAAGAAUGUGCAGACUUGGACGGCAAUGAUUAAUGGGCUUGCCGUGCAUGGGGAUGCCUUAGGAGCAUUGAAUGUCUUUUCACGCAUGUUGGAAGGUGGUAUUCAACCUAAUGAAGUUACCUUUCUUGGUGUUCUUGGUGCGUGUUCUCAUGGAGGCUUUGUAGAGGAGGGCAAACGGUUAUUUGAAUUGAUGAUGCACACUUAUCAUUUGAAGCCAAACAUGGAGCACUAUGGAUGCAUGGUUGAUCUCCUUGGUCGAGCGGGAUAUUUGGAAGAAGCAAAACAAAUUAUUGAUACCAUGCCAAUGAAGCCCAGCCCUGGGGUUUUGGUAGCUUUAUUAGGUGCCUGUGUGAGCCACAAAGAUUUCCUAAUGGGUAAACAUAUAGGAAACGUUUUGGUUAAUCUACAGCCGAACGACAGCUCUGGAUAUGCACUCCUGACAAACUUGUAUUCAAUGUGUCACAACUGGAAAGCAGCGGCGCAGAUCAGGAAGCUCAUGAAAGGAAUGCAGGUGGAAAAGACUCCGGGAUAUAGUUGGAUAGAAGUAGCCGGCUCAGUUCACGAAUUUAAAGCAUUUGAUCAUUCACACAGCGAAUUAUCUGAUGUUCAUUUUAUGUUGGAGAAUUUAAUAUUGCAACUGAAACCGGUCGACCUAGAUCCAUGGAAUGGAGACUCUGACCUUGCAUUUAACUCGGACGUAGGUUGA